GGCAGGGACGCUGGCACCAAACCAGUGACCAAAUGCUUCCCACCCUCCCCCACCCCACCAAGUCCAGAUCUGAAGCUGUGGUCAAAGUUCAGACCACUAACCACAGGACUGGGAGAAGGCACCAGGAAGCCCCGGCCAGUUACUCUUGGCUCCUCAACUAGCUGCCUACUUCCAGUGGCUUAUGGGGUACAAUCCUGUCCAGCUCCGCUGAGAUGAUCCUGGCCUCUCCCUCCACCCCGUCCAGGGGACGCACCCCCAGCGCGGUGGAAAGGCUGGAGGCCGACAAAGCCAAGUAUGUCAAGACCCACCAAGUGAUAGCACGACGCCAGGAGCCCGCUCUGCGUGGGGGUCCCGGACCGCUCACCCCGCACCCCUGCAAUGAGCUGGGGCCCCCUGCAUCGCCCAGGACGCCCGGGCCCGCCCGCCGGAGCAGCGGCAGGCGGCUGCCAAGGCCUGACUCCCUCAUCUUCUACCGCCAGAAGCGGGACUGCAAGGCUUCGGUGAACAAAGAGAACGCCAAGGGCCAGGGGCUGGUGAGGCGCCUCUUCCUGGGCGCCCCCCGAGACGCCACCUCGAGCAGUCCGAGCCCAACAGAGCGACCAGCGGCUCCUGGGGUUUGGGCCGCGCCCCAAGAUGCCCCGGAAGCGGCCGGAAAGCGGGCGCUGUGCCCCACAUGCUCACUACCCCUGUCGGAGAAGGAGCGCUUCUUCAACUAUUGCGGCCUGGAGCGCGCGUUGGUGGAGGUGCUGGGCGCUGAGCGCUUCUCUCCGCAGAGCUGGGGCGCCGACGCCAGCUCCCAGCCCGGAACGUCGCCGCCGCUAGGCUCUGGGGACGCCAGCGACUGGACGUCCAGCGACAGCGACACGGAUCGCCCGGACGGAGCUGGCGGCUGCGGUGGCGGUGGUUGCGGCGGCUCGGAGGCGGCGGGCUCGGCGCGGGACGGGCGCCCCCCGGUGUCGGUGGUGGAGCGCAACGCGCGCGUCAUCCAGUGGUUGUACGGCUGCCAGCGCGCCCGCGGCCCGCCGCGCGAGUCCGAGGUGUGAUCGCGGCCGCUCGGGAGCGGGCUCCCGGGGAGUCCGGGGUCCGGGGUCCAGGGUCCCGGGAGGGCUAAGGGGUGGAUGCAGGGCUGGACCCGGGCACGGGCAGGGGCGCCCUGUCUCUGAGGCGCCGGGUGCCUUUAGGAAAGCCCUUCCCUCUGGAUUCUUGGUACCCCCCCCCCCCCCGCGAACCUUGGGAGGAUGGGACAGAAUGAUUCGGAAGGCCCUUCCCAGAGCAGACGACCGAGGGGGAGGGGGCAGCUAUGUGGCCCCUGUGGAGGCCGGAUCUGGGGAGAGAAGCCUGGGGUGGGAGAUCGGAGAACCUGCUGAAUAAAGCCAAAACGUUGUUUAAAGGAGUCGUGAUGUUGGCUUAGAGAGCAGCUAUUGAGGAAGGGGGCGGGGCGGGCUUGCGCCGAGUUAAGCGCCUGGGUUUUUGGAAUGCGAGUUCCCGGCUCACUGUGUGACCCUGGGCAAGCACUUAACUUCCCCGAACCACAGCUGCACCCCUCGGUGAUCAAAAUAUUUUUGAAAUGGUCAUAAAACGCAUGGCAAAGUGUCCGGCAUAUAGGAAGUGUUCAAUAAACGACAGCCACUAAAACCA
This is a messenger RNA of Mustela erminea (ermine), 1638 nucleotides long. It is a transcript of the gene FAM110D, whose product is annotated as family with sequence similarity 110 member D. Bases 213 to 1043 code for a protein of 276 amino acids. The record is from RefSeq and is a predicted model, not a curated record. The transcript is spliced from 2 exons. NCBI's taxonomy places the organism in Eukaryota, Metazoa, Chordata, Mammalia, Carnivora, Mustelidae.